UGCCAAAUCUCCAUUCAUUCGUCAUACAUAGGAUAGUACUCCAUCCGAGUAACAAAAGCCAAAUUCUUAUCAUCACUAAGACACGAUGGAGAGCCAGAGCUCCACCCAUGAGAAGAAGUCUCUCCAUCUCAGGGAAAUCCCAGCCCCGGAUAAAACCUUGGGCAUGAGCAAGGGCAGUGCUUUCUGCAAGAUGGGUGAGGGUUGGACAUGCAUCAUAACCAAGACUGAGGGACCUGAUGCAGGCAAAGCUUUCGUUAAAUGUGGUGAAAACUGCUCAUGUACCAUUGAGGGCGAGGCAGUGUCCCAAGAAUUAAUUCUGGCUGCUGAUGCUGUGAGUAGCAGUGACAGUGGCAGCGGCAGCGGAGCCUUCUGCAAGUGCGGUGAAGGGUGGAGUUGUGUUAUUUUCAGAACUGAAGGCCCUGAUGCAGGCUCUGGCAAAGGCUUUGCUGAAUGCGCUGGACACUGUUCUUGUACUGUUAAUGAUAAAUAGGCCAAAGAUAAAUGAUUCUGGAGAGAGAAGAUGUGAUGAAGUGGAUGUAUGAUAUAAAUAAUUCCAUCAAUCUCUUCUUCAAGAAAUGGACAAACAAGUUGUACAGAAUUUAUAUAUGCAACACAUGGUUCCUACAA
Vigna unguiculata (cowpea) is the source of this 627-nucleotide messenger RNA. RefSeq lists its product as uncharacterized. NCBI's taxonomy places the organism in Eukaryota, Viridiplantae, Streptophyta, Magnoliopsida, Fabales, Fabaceae. The record is from RefSeq and is a predicted model, not a curated record.